Messenger RNA from Salvia splendens (bonfire salvia), 663 nucleotides. RefSeq lists its product as uncharacterized. The coding region runs from base 1 to 663 and encodes 220 amino acids. Gene Ontology annotation, molecular function: nucleic acid binding; RNA-DNA hybrid ribonuclease activity. The record is from RefSeq and is a predicted model, not a curated record. The transcript has a single exon. Lineage: Eukaryota; Viridiplantae; Streptophyta; Magnoliopsida; Lamiales; Lamiaceae.
AUGACAGCAAAAAAUGUGUUCCCAAGAACCAAGACUUACUUGCAAAACAUGAUCAAAGCAGGUACACUGGGAAGGAAGGAGUGGGAAGGAUACAGCAAUCUAGAGAAUUUUGAUACAACCACUUGGAUCGAGAGGCGAAGAAAGCUCAUCAAAACAGUCAGAUGGAUUCCGCCGGACACGGGCUGGUUAAAGCUCAAUAUCAAGGGAGUGUGGAACCGGGCAGGCGCAGGGGCGGGAGGAAUUUUCCGAGACGCUAGCAGCAACUUUGUCCGAGGCUUUAUUCGGAAAGUGACAGCCACGUCAGCUCUUGAUGCGAAGCUGCAAGCACUUUCCCUCGGCCUUGAGAUGGGUACAGGUAGGGGUAGAAAAGUGUGGAUUGAAUCGGACUCUAAAGAAGUGAUCUCCUUAAUUCAACUCAACAAACCCGGGUCGGCACAUCUACGACAUCAAACAACGUUCAUCCGAAACAAAUUGAAGGAGGUUGUUGCCAAGUAUUCCCACUGCUAUAACGUCGGAAACAAAGCAGCGGAAUAUGCAGUGAAGCUAGGGAGUCCCGAGAAUGGCCAACAGGAAUAUGACCGUGACACAACCCUGACGAUGAUCAAAGAGUUGGUAAGAAUGGAUCAACUCAACAUGCCGAAUUUCCAAUUCCUAAGGCACUAG